AGAAACAGACAGAUAAACACAACAAACAUACAAGUAUGCUUAUUUUCUAACAGUGUCGCGCAGUGUGUAAAUAAAAUAUUGAAAAUCAGCUAACCAAAUUAAACGAGAAAUUUUAUCGUUGCCCCACUGCUUGGAGUGCCAAACAGACAAGAAGAACGGCAACUGGCAACGUAUAAAUAAAUAGGGCAAAGGCAAUACAAUAAUGUGCAACUAGUGGCGGGCAUCUGCAUCUGCAUCAGGAUCUGGAUCUGGAUCUCUUGAGACUCACGAGAGCACUAGAGGAACAAAGGCAACGGCAAAGCUAAAGUGAAAAGCAUCAGACGGACUGAGAAGGGAACAUGAAUCUUGAAUCGUUAUUUCGUGACUUUAAUCCAUGUAAAUUUAUAGUGCACUGCAGCCUAUUUACGUUUGUAACGCUAUUUGCGUUGCGCCUUGAUGGUUACAUAGAUUGGCCCUAUUGGGCCAUAUUUACGCCAUUGUGGGUCUGGAAAUGCACCGCCAUAUUGGGCGCCAUUGUUGGCGCCAUUGUGUGGUGCCGUUAUCCGCACUAUCGCCUGGAAGGCGACUCCUACACACAGUUCAAGGCAAUGCUAAUCUCAUUAUCACUGCAUCUCAUAUUGCUAAUGUUCGAGCUGCUCGCAUGCGAUAAACUCACUUCGGAACGUCAUCUCUGGGUGCUUGUCUUUAUACCAUUGAUCUUUGGAUCUGUCGUCAGUGUGGGAGCCUGCGUUUGGGCCGUUAAACAUGAUCGUUCCUUUGAGCUGGAACUGUUUUUGGCUGUCAAUGCAUUGCAAUUUGUUUCGCUGCCUUUGAAGCUAGAUAAGUUCGUCUAUUGGAAUUGGGAUGUUGUCUUUGUGCCCAUGUGGAUUGUCAUUUGCUUGAGCCUGGUCAGUGUGCUCUACAAUAUCAUAUUCUGUGGCAUCAUGAUGCGCACUCCCGAGGUCUCCUUGCAACAAAAGAAGGCGGCCCUGAAUGCGGCCGUUGGCAACAUUUGUACCGUCCUGCCGCUGCUCUGUUUUCAGGUGGUCAUCUGUGACAAACUGGAUGGUGAAAUCAAGUUUCCGUAUAUUGUUGUGUUUGCCCCACUGCUCGUCUCAAUACUGGCACUCAUCGUCCUCAGCUUCACCGCCAAAGGGGGUAACAUGUGGUGGUUUGGCAUACGGAAAUCGUUUAGCCAAUUUCUGCUGUCUGCAAUGCCAUUCCUGCAGGAAUAUGGCAACAUUAGCUAUCAUGCGGAGACACAAAGUAAUGCCGGCCAAUCGGUGCCACUGGAUGCAUCCUCAUCGUCCACUAGCAACAUGGCAGCCACUGAGCCACUGCACGAGUUCAGCAAGCAUGAUAAGAAGAGCAAGAAGGCGGCCAAGAAUGAUAUUAUGAAGCCAGUGGUGCCAUUCAUCAGCAUUGAUUUGCCUGAUUAGACACACAAGUUGAAAGAGACGGACACACACAGUUAGAAAGAGAGAGAGGGAGAGAGAGAGAGAGAGAGAUAGAGAUAGAGAGGGAGAGAGCAAGAUGGAUUGAUCAACUUGUAAUGCAACACAGCACAACUAAUAACAAUAAUUAUAACAAUUCGCAUUGUUAUCAAUAUUAUCAAAUCAUACACACAUACAUACUUAUAUAUUUGUGCACCUACUUUUAGGUGUUUAGCUUUAAGCAUACAUACAUACAUACAUAUGUAUACAUAUUCACAUACAUAUACAAACCAUUGGCCGUAGCUAAUUCGUACUGAAUUUAAUUUGUAAGUCCCCCCAUUCUCACUCACACCUGUGACCUACACACCCUUACCCCUCCACACACCAGCGCAAUAACUAGCACAUACACACUCACACAUGCAUAUAAUAAGUGUACAUAUAUACGGGCCAUUAAUUUUCCUAUCAACUAUUUAUCCAAUUUGAUUAUUCCUCAAUUAUCCUUUGAUGAAAUCGUCC
This is a messenger RNA of Drosophila innubila, 1928 nucleotides long. Its product is annotated as transmembrane protein 185B. NCBI's taxonomy places the organism in Eukaryota, Metazoa, Arthropoda, Insecta, Diptera, Drosophilidae. The transcript has 4 exons. The record is from RefSeq and is a predicted model, not a curated record. Bases 339 to 1418 code for a protein of 359 amino acids.